CCUGCGUAUUUGAAUGAAAAAUGGCGCCUUGUCGACAGUUGUAAAUUUGUUUACCAAUCUCAGUUACUGUGUACAUAGACUUUUUUUAAUUGAUUCGAACAGUUUAUAGGAAAUAGCGAACAAAAGAACUAUAUUAGUGUAAAUAUGAAGUGUCAGGACUGUAUUCAAAUAAAAUUAGUGUGGUUAGGAGUGAUAUCCUUGAUAUGUAAAAGUUUAGGCGAGACUCACCACAAAACGAAAGGAGCCACAGAAAAACAACAUGAUCUGUGGUGCUACAAAUGUAAUACGAUGGUGGAUGGUGAACGAUGUCUUGAGAUGGAUGGCAACAACUAUACCAGCAUGCAUCAUAAAUGCUCGAGAGAACAGAAAAAAUGCCAGGUUCAAAGGAUAUCGAUGUCGACCAGCACAGACGAAGUCACGGGCAAGCCGACGUUGUGGCUCCUGCAACGCAAUUGCAUCGAGAGCUGCGAGCCCGGUUGCAUCGUCAUCGGUGAACGCACCAAACUCCAUUCCUGCAUAACUUGCUGCGACGAGCACAAUUACUGCAACGCGGGCAACUCCGCUCCAGCGUUCGCUGCUUGUCGAAUUUCGUCCUUUCUAAUUAUAAUCACUUUUAUCCUGCAGCUAGCAAUUGGAAAUGGAAUACAAGAGACGAAGCGGCCUAAGCUCUGUCGCAGAUAACGGCGGGCUAAUUUAAUUGGAAAAUAAACUAUUUCUGACGUAGAGUUCCGAGUGAUUAUCUAUCAUUCAUUACAAGGGAACGGAAUCCCAAGUACAGUUUAAUUGAAUGUUUUACGAAUGUUUUAUUGAAACACUGUUUUUGAAUUAAACGUUUUAGAAUACUUACAUAA
This is a messenger RNA of Diabrotica virgifera virgifera (western corn rootworm), 851 nucleotides long. RefSeq lists its product as uncharacterized. The transcript is spliced from 3 exons. The record is from RefSeq and is a predicted model, not a curated record. Bases 145 to 681 code for a protein of 178 amino acids. Lineage: Eukaryota; Metazoa; Arthropoda; Insecta; Coleoptera; Chrysomelidae.